AUGGGACGCCCAAAGGUCCUUCCAGCCAACCGCUUACGGGCCAAUACCGCCUGCACCGCCUGUCGGGCCUCUAAGAAACGAUGCAGCGGCUCUUUCCCGUGCACCAACUGCGUCUCCAAGGGUCGUGGUCACACUUGCAUCCCGUUUAAAUCGAUAUCAAACACGGACUCUCGUAACCGCCGUGAAUCGACUAUAUCUCGACAGCCUCUAGAAAGUAUUCCAACGGCAUGGAGUGAGAUCAACGCCAAUUUACAAAGUCCCCGAUCCUCGCAGAUUCAAGAUGCAAGUCCUUCCGACCGACUCAUUGAACGUCCACUCGAAGCGGGUUCGCGAUCACCAGAGGCAACGCAUCGCACCCAUCCUCGCAUGUUACGGAAUCUUCAAGGAGAAAGAGUUUAUGUUGGCAAGGCUGCCUCGCUGUCCUUUCUUCAACUGCUUCGCGAAACGGUGACUCAGCAUAUCGGGCCGUCGCAGUUCUCACACAACUACAAGAGUGAGGAUAUGCUAGAGACGGAGGCUCAUCAUGAUCCACUUAAUUUCUCGGAAGAACACUGCAGUAUCGAGGAGAAGCGCCGCUUCAUAAAAACAUUCUCCAUCGCGACAAGUGGAUUCAUCUACAUGGGAUGCGACACAGAUGCGUUACUCUCCGACCAGAGAGAGCCGAAGACUAGCCGUGAAGAGAUUCACGCAGCCAUCGGCGAUCUGAUGAUCGCCAUCGGAGCACAGUCAUGUUCUGAUGAACCUGAGAAUGUUCAAGUGGAGCAGUUCUUUGUCGAGCGUGGCCAGCGCAGGGCAUUUGCUAGCAUGCUCGAAGAUCCAAGCUUAGAUAUAGUGAGGGUGUUCCUACUACUAUCCUUUUAUAUGUUCGGAGCAUGUCGUCGAAAUGCGGCUUUCAUGUAUCUGGGUGUGGCCUCUCGGGCAGCGGUCGCACUAGGUCUUCAUGUAGAUUCUUCGGGAUCUUUAAGUCCGAUUGAACAGAAAGAAAGAUGCAGACUCUGGACUAGUCUUUGUGUAAUCGAUCUCCUGGCGAGCUCGAUUCUCGGUCGACCCGCUGCUACCGCAGGACUACUGCCCGGAAGCCGCAGAGACCUCAGCUUGAUUGAAUCUACCCCAGCUGAAGUGGGCUUAGUCGCUUCAUACCAGCUAUCGUUGAUUGUCGAUGAAAUCACGAGCCGUCUAUACAGUGAAAGGGCUGCUUCUACCGAGACAGCAGAUCUGCUUCUAGCAAAGCUCAAUCGAUGGAGCGAUCAGUUGCCAGAAUGUUUACGAAUCGCAUCUGAAACCGAGGAUUCCGAUGCCGCGCAGGAACGCAUCAUUGGGAAUAUGCACGUGGCAUGUUCGUAUCAUUUUGCCGUGAUUCUCGUUACAAGACCUUUCCUUAUUUCAACACUGAGCGUCCGGCUGGCCCGGCUGCACCAGGCUUUUUCCACCGAUGGAGCCAGUGAGACAUUGGAGGAAGACCCGGCACACUCUCGACUGGCGGCGGCAUGUAUUGACUCGGCGGUUUACAUGCUUCAGACAUGUAAAGAAAUCCAUCAAUCCGAGCUACUUCUUCGACAGAUGUCUCUUCUCAAGGCAUUUGUCUUUGCCGCAGCUCUAGUCCUCGGCUUCUCAAUGUUCUCCCACCGCGACGUCGACACCGAAAUCGACAAUGCAUUUACAGGGGCCCUAUCAAUCCUGCAAAUGCUAGCGCAACAAUCCGAACAAGCAGCCCACUACCUAGAAAUCCUCACAUUACUCGAAGCAGCCGUCACACAACAACGGCAACGACUCUCAGCGCAAGCACGUCAACGACGAAGUCAGUACGUCAGUCGAAUCUUCAGUCUGAGCGAUACUCCGUCGACACCGCGGAUGCAGGGGGUGGACAGCGGUCGAGGGGGUAGUGCGACUCCACUGCUUGUACAGGGUGGUCCAUUUUAUCCGUGGAUUCCGAAUGACGAGGGAGCCGCUAUUGCGACGCCGCCGAUAAUGGAUGGGGCGUUUUUGGAUUGGGAAGGGAUGGAGUUGCCAUUGUGGGAUAGUUUCCCUUUUACUGAGCCGGGAUCGUCGGUGCUAUAA
This is a messenger RNA of Penicillium cataractarum, 2058 nucleotides long. RefSeq names its product Zn(II)2Cys6 transcription factor. The coding region runs from base 1 to 2058 and encodes 685 amino acids. Gene Ontology annotation, biological process: positive regulation of transcription from RNA polymerase II promoter by galactose; DNA-templated transcription. Gene Ontology annotation, molecular function: DNA-binding transcription factor activity, RNA polymerase II-specific; RNA polymerase II cis-regulatory region sequence-specific DNA binding; zinc ion binding. The record is from RefSeq and is a predicted model, not a curated record. Gene Ontology annotation, cellular component: nucleus. NCBI's taxonomy places the organism in Eukaryota, Fungi, Ascomycota, Eurotiomycetes, Eurotiales, Aspergillaceae. The transcript has 5 exons.